GAUCAGGCCCGCCGAAGCCCCUGAAUUGCCCCGCAAGGGCGCCUCCAACGUCAAAAAUCGGUGGAAUCCCCCUUCCUGCCUUCAUCGUCCUAAUAAUGUUCGGCCCUUUCUUCCUCUCCUUCAUUUUCUUCAUGCUUUAUCACUAUCUGGUACAAAAACCGCGAGAUCAAAAGCAGUUGGCGGAUGAGGCGCGUAUAGAGGCUGGGAAACAGGAGGCCGAGUUGCAGCUUCAGCACCUGGUGGAGCAGAGGAAGGUAGAGCCUCGGGCACCGCCGGCUGCAAGGACGCGGGAGGGGGGGUUAGCGCUCUUUGAUGUAGCUAGCCCUGGUUACAGGAUUGACCUUGAUUGAAUUAUGCUCUUAGACUGCCAAUGGGAAAUGGUCAAUAGGAUGUGGGACACGUCUGAGGAGUGGAGCUUAUCAAAGCUGUCGCAGUAGAGCCAUCAGCAUAAAAGCAUUUCAGCGCGAGCUGCAGAUGCUAUUCCAAUUGUAGCUGAACCGAAAUAGAAUACAGUUGUCCCUUGAGACUUCCGGAUCGCUUAAGUGUCACAACAAACCUU
Westerdykella ornata is the source of this 559-nucleotide messenger RNA. RefSeq lists its product as uncharacterized. NCBI's taxonomy places the organism in Eukaryota, Fungi, Ascomycota, Dothideomycetes, Pleosporales, Sporormiaceae. The annotation marks the transcript as partial. The record is from RefSeq and is a predicted model, not a curated record. The transcript has a single exon.